UGAAUAGCAUUGAGGCUCACAUUUGAGCUUGACUUGAGCUUCCUUGCUUUUACCAGCAACAACAUUACAACAACCACUUCUCUUCUGAAAGAAAUAAGGCUAUCCCGUGCCGGUCAGCCGGCGCGCAUCGAUGAACUGCUGAUCAGCUAAGAAACGAUUCUAAAAACAGCUGAUUUCUCGUCAUUCAUCCAAAGCAAUGUUAAAGCUAGAAGUUGACGAUGAACAUUCUCUCAUGAUUGAAGAAAGUAUAUCAAUAGAUGCAAGAAGAGAUCGGUUUCCUAGCUGCAUUGUGUGGACACCAAUUCCUGUAUUAUCAUGGUUUGUCCCUCUUAUUGGUCACAUUGGGAUAUGUAGAGAGAAUGGUGUAAUCUUGGAUUUUGCCGGACCAAAUUUUGUCUGUGUAGACAGUUUUGCAUUUGGAGCACCUGCUCGCUAUGUUCAAAUUAGAAAAGAUGAGUGUCAUGUAUCUCGCCAUCCUAUUCCAUAUGAAAGGGAAGAAGCCAACGAAAAUGGGAAUGACAUGGCAACGUGGGAUGGGGCGUUGCAUAAGAGCACAGCAGAGUACCAGCACCGAUCUUAUAACCUGCUCACUUGCAACUGCCACUCAUUUGUGGCCAAUGCUCUAAACAGGCUGAGUUUCCAAGGCGGGGGUUGGAAUGUGGUUAAUGUUGCCGUUUUUAUCGCGCUCCACGGACAAUGGGUUAAUAAAACCUCCAUCUUGAAAACAUAUUUACCUUUUCUUAUAGUGUCUGGUUUAGGAUUGACCUUAGGCGGAUGGGCAUUCCUGAUUUACUUGGCAAUCUUUAUUGCCAUUCUUAUUGGCUGGUUUCUUGUUGGCUCUUACUGUUUCAAGAAGAUGAUCUGUGUCUAGUUGCUGUUUGCUCAUCUCCAUUCAGUCUAAUAUUGAUUUGUUGGACUUCCAAGACAUGUGAUGGAGGGUUUAUAGUAGCAUUGUAUGAUUUGGCAUGCUCAAAUUUAAGCUUAUGAGUCGUAUCACUCAAAUUAAUCUUAUUUUCCAUGUAAGAACACUAAUUUGUCUUUUUGCCACUAUCAAGUUCCUGAGCACUAUAUUACCUUUGUUGUGCAUUAAUAUUAGAUAGAUUCUAUGGUACCCAAAAGGUACCAUACCUUUGUUCACAUAGACUAAUC
Cuscuta epithymum is the source of this 1149-nucleotide messenger RNA. The record is from the annotation of a GenBank genome assembly. NCBI's taxonomy places the organism in Eukaryota, Viridiplantae, Streptophyta, Magnoliopsida, Solanales, Convolvulaceae.